AUGAAUCUUCUCAUAGAACAACGUCCGACUACAAUAACGUCAUCGAAAUCCCAACAACACCAACAAUCUCAAAUAUCAAAUGAAAAUGACAUGAACAAUAGUUCAUCAUCAUCACCGCUCGUACUUAAAAUCAAGCGGCAUACAACAAAACAACAGCAACAACAAAAUAAUUCUAUUUCUACUUCAUCACAUAUGUUGGAAGACGAUAAUAAUUCUCGUUCGACAACGAAUAAUCAACGUUUUAAACGUACUUCUAUAACGAAUACAACAGCUACUCGUCGACCAUCAUCACCUGCAUUUAAUGGUAAACAACAACAGCAACAACAACAACAGGCAACAAAACGUUCUGUAACAAUUGAUAAUAAUAAUAAUGAUUUAACGGGAAAUAUUGAUGAUAUUUCUUUAACAAAACGUUUUAAACGAGAUGAUUCAAAUCAUUUGUCUUCAAGCAAAGUAGAUGCCUGUGUCGAAACAGUCUCUAUUGGUUUGGCAACUGAACCUGAUCAUCUCGGUCCUUGUGAGCCCGGUACAAGCGUCGUUUUGGAGGGCAUCGUUUGGAAUGAAACCGACAGCGGUGUACUCGUUGUUAAUGUAACAUGGCGAGGAAAAACUUAUGUUGGCACAUUACUCGAUUCAACUAAACAAGAUUGGGCUUGCCCGAGAUUAACAUGUGAAUCACCAACAAGUGAUUAUGACGCUCGUAGUAGUAGUAAAACUAGUCGAACAAAACGUACAGCUGGUGCCGGUGGUAAUACUCGAUGUUCAAAUCCGCAACAACAAUCAGUAUCAUUAUGUCAACAAAUAUCAUCAAAUAAUCUUUCAACAGGACUUGAUGAACGUAAACUUCGUAAUAAUAUUAAAUCUCGACAAUCAAAACGUCUAAAUAAUAUUUCAACAUCAAUAAAUGAUGAAAUAAUUAAUAAUUCAUCACCAUUAACAUCACCAUAUCGAACAAAUAAUCAACAGACAUUUUUUGCAUCAGAAACACCAUCACCAACAACAACAGCAACGACUACUCUAUCAUCGAAUCUCGAACCACAAUUAAUCUCAUGUUCAGAAUCUCAUUGCCAUAAACGCUUUGCUUCAAAUAUUGCACUUAGUUAUCAUUUAAGUGAUGCACAUAAAAAAACUGAUGUAAUAACACCUACGAUUCCACAAGCAAAUACACGUGAUGAAGAAGAUGUUGCACAUAUUCUUGCUAAUGUUGCUGAUUACGUACGUCGUUCAUCACCACCGUCAUCAAAACGUUGUUCACCUGAACAUCAUAUGUCAUCAUCAAAUUUAAAAACAAUAGAAAAUUCAUCAUUAUCUUGGCCAUGUCCACAAAUAUCAUCGAAACUUGUUCUAUCAGCAUCAUUAAAUAAUGCCGAACGAAUUUUAUCACCGAAUUCUCCUAGAUGUAAAUUAAAUAAUAAUGAAACAACUUUAGUCGAUAAUCAAAAUAGAAAUGAUCACGAUGAUUUAAAAACUUCUGUUAAACAAGCAGAUCAUUUUCUAUUACAUAUAAAAGAUGAAGUAAAUGUGAAUAAAAAUUCUUAUCUUGAUUUAAAUAUAAAAAAAGAACAAAAUAUAAUACAUACAAAGAUUCCAACACCACCACCGAUAUCAUCUUCACCAGCAUAUUCUGAUAUAUCUGAUGAAGAUCUCACACCAAAUGAACAAAUUCUUCCACAACCAUCAACAAUUAAUUUAUUAACAGCAACAAAUGGAAAAAUUGAUGAAAAUGGAAAUAAUUUACAUCCAUCAUCAUCAUUUCUUUCAACAAAUAAUGGUUUAAAUAAUUCAAAUUCAUCAUGGACAGCACAAAUGCUUUUUCAACAAUUCGGUUCAUUUAUACAACCACAAACAACAGUAUCAAAUAAUAAAGAUUUAUCAACAACACCGAAUCGUUUGAACAGUAAUAAUAAUAUUUGUCCAUCAUCUAAUGGUACCAGUGAUUCAACUGUAAAAAAUAUUCUUGAUUCACGUCGUUCAUCAACAACAAAAUCAUCAUCAUCAUCAUCAACAACAAAUUUAUAUCAUUAUCAUACAAAUGAAACAAAAUUUCCAACACCAAUCAUUAAUACCUUAACAUCACCGAAUGAAAAUUUACUUCAUCUAUCAUCAACAACAACGAUAAAACCAAUGGAUUUAGUUGAUUAUUCAAUAAAUAAUAAUCGUACAACUAAUGGCGGACAGUAUCAUCAUUCAUCUUCAUUACAUCCGUCUCGCAUUAUCAAUGGUCAACAGUAUGUUAUUAAACGAGAUUUUCGUGCAUCAUAUCAAUAUAAUUCAUUCUCUGUAUUUACAAAUGAUGAAUAUCAACUAAUUUAUCGUAUUGAAACACAAUAUUCAUUGUCAUAUGCGGCAACAAUUAAAUCUAUUUUACCUCUUGAUGAUUUUAUUAUUGUUGCACAUAUUGAUGCAUUUCUUGGAUCAAAUCGAAUUUUUAAUUUUCGUAUACUUAAUUCACUUCUAGGUCGAUGGAUUGAUGGACGUAUAUAUCAACAAAAUAUGCUUAUAUAUGUUAUUGAACUUAUUAAUUUCCAAAAGAUUAUUAUUGAAUUAUCACCACCACAUACACCGGAGAUGUCAUCAUUAAAUAGUGUACGUUUUCGUGAUGGACAAAUAUUAAAUAAAAUUUUUGCAGAUUAUACCCAACGAACACCAUGGUUAUCGAUAUAUGAUUUACGUUUAUUUAGUAAUGAAUAUCCAAUUGAACUGUAUCUUGUUGGUUUCGCUAUUGUACAACGACGAAUGUAA
Molecule: messenger RNA, 2742 nt
Organism: Rotaria sp. Silwood1
Lineage: Eukaryota; Metazoa; Rotifera; Eurotatoria; Philodinida; Philodinidae
Source: the annotation of a GenBank genome assembly